AUGAGUCUUCCCGGUAUGGGUUUGGGGGGCCUCGGCGGAAACCAGCAGACGGCUGGCAUGAGCGAGCAAGAACAGGCUAUGGUUAAGAUGAUGCAAGCUGGUAUGGAGUCGUGUCCCGUCAAGACCGUCAUCUCCGGAACAAUGGGUUUCGCACUUGGUGGUGCCUUUGGUCUCUUCAUGGCCAGUAUGUCCUACGACUCCCCCCUCACCCCCCAAGGUCGCGAAAUCGCCGACCUCCCCUGGCGCGAACAAGUCCGCCGAGGCUUCAAAGACAUGGGCAAACGCUCCUUCUCCUCCGCAAAGAACUUCGGUAUCGUCGGUGCCCUCUAUUCCGGAACUGAAUGCUGUAUCGAGGGUCUCCGCGCCAAGAACGACUUGACCAACAGUGUUGCGGCCGGUUGUCUCACUGGUGGUAUUUUGGGCGCGAAGGCUGGUCCGCAGGCGGCUGCUUUUGGUUGUGCGGGCUUUGCGGCGUUUAGUGCCGCUAUUGAUGCUUAUAUGCGUAUGCCCUCGGAAGAGUAA
Molecule: messenger RNA, 522 nt
Organism: Penicillium subrubescens
Lineage: Eukaryota; Fungi; Ascomycota; Eurotiomycetes; Eurotiales; Aspergillaceae
Product: translocation channel protein TIM22
Exons: 3
Coding region: 1-522 (173 amino acids)
Biological process (GO): protein insertion into mitochondrial inner membrane
Cellular component (GO): TIM22 mitochondrial import inner membrane insertion complex
Molecular function (GO): transmembrane protein transporter activity
Source: RefSeq, a predicted model, not a curated record